GAAUCUGCUGUGAGUAUAUGAUAGAAAGGUCUCAUCAGGAAGAUUAUUCAUCAGCAUGAAGAAAACAAGAAGUUAUAAAGACAAGAUAAAACAAACAUAACUGAUAAAAACAGGAAGAGAAACCUGUAGUUUAACAGUUUCAUAUGUUUAGAAAAACAAUAUGCAGCCUUUAAGAGCAACAUCUCAACUGGGCCGUGAUAUUCUGAUAACAAAAUCUGAUGUCUGAUCUCAGAUUAAAACAUCAUAUGAAUAACAUCUUCCAGCUCUGUCAUCAAAUCAUAAAUGUGCAGCAUGUCGUUGGUAAAAUGUUCAUAUUUUGUGGUUUAAAAUGAAACGUUCAUUGAUAAAUGUGAUUAUUUAUUAAAGGAGCUGUAAGUGAUAUUCACACUUCGCACUAGAGCAGCAGCAUCUCAGACCUUAACAAAUGGCCGCUACGGCGCACCAGACUCUAUUGAGAAAAACAGUAAUUUUACCUCUCAGAUCAUCAUUAAACACACUUCAUUCAAACUCUACAGAAACAAAAUAAAAGUCUUUGUUAGUCUUUCCACUGCUCCAACAACCAACAAGUCUGGUUUGGUCGAAAUAAAGCCUUCAUUCACCGCGUUAGAUACGAAAAGAGCAGCUCUCCUCGCAGACGGACAGUUUCACAGGACGGACUCUCGUGCACUCUCGUGCACGCUCGGCCGGACCGGCUGUAUGAACACAGCGCAGAGAGGCUGCCGUAGCAACACAGGCAGAGGGGGGGCGACAACAUCCUCUGCUCGGGAUCAGAUUCUCUCAGGAAACUUAGUCACGAAAUAAUCCUACAGUUACAUAAUGAGCUCUUUCUUUAUCACACGCCGACUGGGAGCAGCUUAACUUCUUCUUCUGCUCUUUGUCUUCGUCCUGAGGACUACGAAGAAAUGACACUAAAACUUUUUAAAUGGUAUUAUAUCUAAUUAUUCAUGCUUCUGCCUUUGAUACUGUACGUUGUGGGUCUGAUGAUGUAUGACUCAUAAAGAAGCAGCUGGAUGGAGACAGAUGUUUCGUCAGAUCACAACGAGCCUGCAGGAACAGUUCAUUUUACAGUGUAUAUCUUAGGUAAAUGUGUGAACUUAGACUAGCAUUUGGUACAUGAAGCACCACAGAAACCGUAUUGAACAUGAUGCAGGGCCGGCCACCAUACUGUGCUGCACAGCCACCCGAGGUUGGUGAACUUCCUACGAACCCCCGAGACAGAACUCGUCUGACUGUGAGUCCCAGCAGCUCUCAGCUGUUUGAAGAAGAGUCUGUCUCUCUGAGCUGUGAGGACGACAGCUCUGCAGGAUGGACGCUGAGGAGGAACACAACUGAAGGACGGAUGUCUCAGUGUGGAGAUCGCUGGGGAAAACCUGCUGGUUCUUCCUGUAAGAUCAGCCACGUCCUCCCAUCGGACAGUGGAGUUUACUGGUGUGAGUCCAGAGAGGGAGCAACCAGUAACACCAUCAGCAUCACUGUCACUGGUGGACCAGUGAUCCUGCAGAGUCCUGUCCUCCCUGUGAUGGAGGGACAUGAUGUCACUCUGCACUGUAAACCAAAGACCCCUCCCUCCGACCGCACAGCUGCUUUCUAUAAAGAUGGCUCCCUCAUCAGCACUGAGCCUACAGGUCACAUGACCAUCCACCAUGUUUCCAAGUCUGAUGAAGGCCUCUACAAGUGUAACAGCAGCCGUCAUGGAGAGUCUCCACCCAGCUGGAUCUCUGUCACAGGUAAACCGACAACCACAGCCGCCCCCACAUCUACAGCCCCGCCCCCUGUCUAUACAGCCCCGCCCCCUGCCUCUACAGCCCUGCCCCAUUCCUCAGUCCCCCCCCAGCUUGUGUUCAGACUGGUCUGCCACCUGGUGGUGUUCUGUCCGUACUGCAUCUCCACUGUCCUCAUGGUGUCUUUAUAUCGACACAGGCCCACAGGAAAUGACCUGCUCGUCUCCAUGGUGAUGACCCUGCCCACCCAGGCUGAGGCCGGAUUGGAUGAUGACUAUGAUGAUGUCGUCACUGCUGUCACCACAGAGCAUCACUUCUGAGAUGAUCCAAUAUGUUCAUGGUGUUCUUGUUAUUAAAUGAAGCUAAAACAUUUGAGUCUUCAUAGACAAACAGCAGAGGACCCAGAACACUUCCCUGUGGAACUCCACAUGUUCUAGUUUGACUUUUUGAAUCUCAGACUCACUUUAAACUCUUCUAAUCUUAUACUGUAAGCCGCUGUGUGAGAGCAGUUAUCAGGAUGAACUCUGUCAGGUUUAGUGAAGCCUGAUCACUCAGAGAGAGACUGACUCAGCUAAACUUGAUUCAUGAUAAAAAAUGCAUUGUACAUAGCUGUCAACAUGUUUUUGGUCCACAUGAAAGCUGAUAGCUCUUCAGAUUCUUAGAGGUGUUUCAUAAAAGUAUCUUAGAAAAUUGUCUCAUUGUGAAAAGCCUGUCAUGGCAUGUCAACAUGACAUUUACCAACUUUGAAUUAUCUGAUAGGACACCAGCAAGAAAGUGACAUAACAGCCUCCAUAUAGUUCAGAUAUUGUUUAAAUACGUUCAGACUGGAUGUCUGCCCCUGUAGUAGUUUUAGUCACGCUCUCUUUGAGUGUCUAUGUGGGUUCAUUGGUCCACUUUGUUCCAGACUGAAAUAUCUCAACAGCUGUUGGACGGAUUGUAAUGAACUGUGCUUCAUCAUUCAUGUUCCCCUCAGGAUGAACUGUAAUAACUUUGGAUAUCCUCUGACUUUUAGAGCCACCAUCAGGUCAAAACUUUUCUGUGUCCAAUCUGUUCUGUUUUUUUAAGAAAUACCUGCAAAAUAUCGACAUUCCCAUCAGCCUCAGCUGUACUUUGUGUCUACUGCUAAUUAGCAAAUGUUAGCAUGCUAACACGCUAAACUAUGAUACCCCUGUCUAUGUGCCCAGCGCAGAGCGCAUGGUGCAAAGUUGGGAGGAACAAACAGGUGGGAGUUUCAUUCAGAUGAAGCAGCACAAAGUGUGUUGUUGGUAUUUUCAUUGAAAAUGUGACUAUGUACUGAGAAUAGGUGUCUCAGAACCACGACGAUGUUUCUGGAGCAACGUCACUCCAAUCUGAUUAUUUUCUCAACAACAGAAUAACGCUAAAAUGUAAAUAAACUAUUUUCAUUAAGCACUCCUCAGCCUGUAGAUGCAAGGAAAUCACUAUCAAAAAUGACAGAAUCUGUUGCCCAGUUCCAUUACACACUGAUGUCUCUUGUGUUUACCUUGGCUGCUACAGAAUAACCACACAUCACACUGGUCGGUUAUAACUCGGUAUUCUGCCUGUUUAUGAGGGAGACGUCAUUUUAACAUAUGAUGUGACCAUGGGAAUAAACAUGGGAAUUAAUUUCAAGAAUGAAAAUAUAGACUGUAACCAGACUUAUACUUUAAGAAGACAUCAGAGAUCAGAGUUAAAAAAGAAAACAAAGAAUAGGAAUGUGUAUCCUGCCUCAAAGUGAGAUUUGACGUAGGAUAUAAGAGAGGAGACGGACUCAGCAGACCAAAGAUACUUGUUGUGUUCUGCGUUUUCUGCAUCUCAAACUGACCUUUAAUACAAUUAAUACAUUUGUAUUUUUUUUCAUCCUGCAUAUCAAACAGCAGCAGCUUCCUCCUUUUGAUUCCAGUAAACUGUGUUCUGAAGCUGGUGGUUUCUCACUUGUAGUCAGAUUUAGCUGAUGGUGAUGUGUUUGUCUGUUUGUACUGAAAUGUGUGAACUUGUUUUAAUAGAAGCGAGCAGCUUUGCAGUCGUCCAGUUUCACACAAAUACUCUCCAGUUAUGUAUUAUUCAUUAUUUACAGCAGUGGUGUUAAGAAGAUUUAUUUUUUCUAAAUGCUGUUUCAAAUCAUCUGCAGAAUAAAAUGACAGUUGGUA
Molecule: messenger RNA, 3868 nt
Organism: Siniperca chuatsi (mandarin fish)
Lineage: Eukaryota; Metazoa; Chordata; Actinopteri; Centrarchiformes; Sinipercidae
Product: Fc receptor-like protein 5
Exons: 6
Coding region: 1142-2041 (299 amino acids)
Biological process (GO): cell surface receptor signaling pathway
Molecular function (GO): transmembrane signaling receptor activity
Source: RefSeq, a predicted model, not a curated record